GUGGUCCUGGUUAGCUCGGCGGGCUCGCGCUGCGCGCUGAUUGGACAGCUGCUCGGCUGACCGCGCCCUCAUUCCCGCUCCCACACCGCGCUGCGGAUUAAGGGCGCGAGAGCGGCGCGCGGGAACGACAACCAGACUCGGCUCCGACUCUUCACACUCGGAGGAGGCAGGCAGGUGGAGCAGCUUUAUCUCAGAGACAACCCUGAAAGGAAAAGGAAAAGGGGAGGGGAAAAGCGUCUGUGGACUCUAUACGGCGUGGAUAUUAAACAAAGAACGUCCUCAGCUGGUUCUUGAGGUGACACCGCUGCACGACGAGCAGGCCUGGGCAACAGAGGAUUGUGGGAAUGGCAUCUAUCCCUGCUGUGGUGUAUCUUUGAUCAGUGGAACACUGGAAGAGUGAGUGGAAGUCAUGUGUUCCAACUGCAAACAGACCAACAACGAAUGAAACCCAAAAAUUCAUUCUUUGUUUACCUAAACGUGUGGUGUUGCAAAUUUAACAUGUGGAAUCAAGUAACGUUUUGAGUCAGUCUUGGAUUUUGGAGGACUUUUCAUAAAUGUAUCCUUCCAUGGAAAUACUCGGAGAAAAAUCAGGAUGGAGAAUCGAGUCAAAAGAAACUGUUAGAUACUAGGGCGUUUUAGAAUCCGAGGCCAUCUAUUUGCACAGUGCUAUUUUCGAACAGGCCAAAUACAUUAACACGCCACGCUGGGAAUAAAUUUAUCCUCUGCUGUGGAGAAACGGAACAUUAGAAAAGCAGGAUUAGGAGCGUGCUUGAACGAUGAUGGCAAGAAAGUGGAGGUAUAGUGGGCGGCGUCUGUGGAUCUCGGCGCUGCUGUUGCUGCUGGCGGCUUCGUCACUAGCACUGGAGUUUGACGGCCUGCCAGGCCAGUGGGCUCGUUAUGGACGUUGGGAGGCUGGCGCUAUGGGUGAAUUGAGCUUUGCAAUGAAGACCAACGUGAGUGAAUCCGUGCUUCUUUACAUGGACGACGGUGGCAACUGCGACUUCCUGGAACUGCUGAUCAGUGAUGGUCGCCUGCUGCUGCGUUUCGCCCUGCACUGCGGCGAGCCCGCUACUCUCCACAUGGAGACACGUGUCAGCAACCAGCGCUGGCACCGGGUUCAGCUGGUGCGCAACUACCGCCACACCACGCUGAUGGUGGACGGUGAGGCCAAGGUGGCUGAGGUCAAAUCCAAGCGUAAAGAGAUGGUCGUGGCAAGUGACCUUUUUGUGGGUGGAAUUCCUCCCGAUGUACGCCUUUCCGCUCUUACCUCCAGCACCGUCAAGUACGAGCCUCCAUUCCGGGGCCUGAUCGCCAACCUAAAGCUAGGAGAAACUGCUCCUGUCCUUCUGGACAGCCAGGGAGUGAAGAUUGAUCUGGAGUACCUUUGCACCAAACAGAACCCCUGUAGCAAUGGAGGACACUGCUCCGUCUACCAGAGUGAUAUCCUGUGUGACUGCACCAACACCGGCUACAAGGGAAAGUACUGCACUGAAGCUGUCCAACAAGUGUCAGAAGGUCUGGCGCAUCUGAUGCUAAAGAGCCAAGCCCCAGGACCUGCUCCACUGAAGGCCACUGCAGCUGCAGGUGUUACCGAACCAGGGCGAACCGAGUCAGUGGCCACGUUCAAGGGCAGCGAGUUCUUCAGCUACAACCUGUCUCAGACGCCUAUCCAGAGCAGCUCAGAUGAUAUCACGCUAUCGUUCCGUACGGUCCAGCGAAAUGGCCUGCUACUGCACACAGGAAAGGGGGCCGAUUAUGUCAACCUGUCGCUGAAGAGUGGCGCCGUGUGCCUCGUCAUCAACCUGGGCUCGGGCGCCUUCGAAGCCCUGGUGGAGCCAUCUGAGAGCAAGUUUAACGACAACGUCUGGCACGCCGUGCGCAUCGCCCGCAACCUGCGCCAGGUCACUAUAUCUGUGGAUGGCCUUCUGACAACCACAGGCUACACCCAAGAGGACUACACCAUGCUGGGUUCAGAUGACUUCUUCUAUGUGGGAGGCAGUCCAAACACGGCCGACCUACCCGGCUCCCCGGUCAGCAACAACUUCAUGGGCUGCCUCAAAGACGUGGUCUAUACCAAUAACGAAUUUAGGCUGGAGCUUUCUCGGCUGGCUGAAUUACGGGACCCCAAAGUGGCCCUACAUGGUGACCUGACCUUUCGCUGUGAGGAUGUGGCUGCCCUUGAUCCUAUCAGCUUCGAUACAUCAGCUGCAUAUGUCAGCCUCCCUCACUGGACCAGCAAGAAGACUGGCUCAAUCUCCUUUGACUUCCGCACCACAGAGCCCAGCGGCCUGCUGCUGUUCAGCCACGGGCACAUGCAAGGUUUACGUGAGCACCAACCCAGGGUCGACUUUUUUGCCAUGGAACUGCUGGAUGGCUUCCUGUACCUCCUCAUGGAUAUGGGCUCAGGCAGCGUUAAGUUAAAGGCCAGCAACAAGAAGGUGAAUGACGGCGAGUGGUGUCAUGUGGACUUCCAGCGAGAGGGACGCAAAGGCUCCAUCUCGGUGAACGGCCGCAGCAUGCCCUUCUCCACCAACGAAGGCAGUGAGAUCCUGGACCUGGAUAGUGAGAUGUACCUUGGUGGUCUCCCAGAGGAAAGCAAGGCUCAUCCUCUGCCCCCCGAGGUGUGGACAGCAUCUCUACGUUUGGGUUUCGUGGGCUGCAUGCGGGACAUGUUUGUUGACGGCCGGAGCCGGGACUUGCGGCGUCUGGCUGAGCUGCAGAGUGCAGCAGGCGUCAGUGUCUCCUGCACACGUGAGACCCACCGGCGCUGCAGCACCGAGCCCUGUGCCCACGGCGGCCACUGCCACGAAGGCUGGAACCGACACAUAUGCGACUGCACUGGAACCGGAUACCUGGGACCCAACUGUGAAACUGAGUCCACAGUGCUGAGUUAUGAUGGCAGCAUGUUUCUGAAGGUGCUCAUGCCUCGCGCCAUGCACACAGAAGCCGAGGACGUCUCGCUGCGCUUCAUGUCCCAGAGGGCUUAUGGUCUGCUCAUGGCCACCACCUCCUCAGAGUCCGCCGACACCCUGCGCCUGGAGUUGGACGGGGGAAAAGUCAAACUCACCGUCAACUUAGAUUGUAUCGGGAUAGACUGUAACCUUAGUAAAGGACCGGAGACUCUCAAUGCAGGGCACAAGCUGAAUGACAAUGAGUGGCACUCUGUGAAGGUGGUGCGCAGGGGCAAGAGCCUGCAGCUCUCUGUAGACAAUGUGACUGUGGAAGGCCAGAUGAGCGGAGCACACACGCAGCUGGAAUUUCACCAUAUCGAGACUGGCAUCAUGACAGAGCGCCGCUUCAUCUCUGUCAUGCCCUCCAACUUUAUCGGGCACCUACAGGGCCUUUCGUUUAACGGCAUGCCCUAUCUGGACCAGUGCAAGAACGGCGACAUAUCAUACUGCGAGCUGAACGCCCGCUUCGGGAUGCGUCGCAUCGUGGCCAAGCCGGUGAGCUUCAGGACCAGAGGCAGCUACUUGGCUCUGUCUACCCUGCAGGCCUACACGUCCAUGCACCUGUUCUUCCAGUUCAAGACCACCAGCCCUGAUGGCCUGCUGCUGUUCAACUCCGGAGACGGCAGCGACUUCAUUGUGGUGGAGCUGGUCAAAGGGUACAUUCAUUAUGUCUUCGACUUGGGCAACGGGCCAUCACUCAUGAAGGGCAACUCCGACAAGCCCCUCAAUGACAACCAGUGGCACAAUGUGGUGGUGUCUCGAGAUGACAGCAAUGUGCACACACUUAAGAUCGACUCUCGCACCGUCACCCAGCACUCCAACGGAGCCCGCAACCUGGAUCUCAAAGGGGAGCUGUACAUUGGCGGUGUGGGGAAGAGCAUGUACAACAGUCUGCCUAAACUGAUAGCAUCUCGAGACGGUUAUCAGGGCUGCCUGGCCUCUGUGGACCUCAACGGCAGGCUGCCGGACCUCAUCACUGAUGCCCUACAUAAGGUGGGCCAAGUGGAGAAAGGAUGUGAAGCUGGCCCAGGCACUACAUGCUCAGAGGACUCGUGCUCACACCAGGGUGUGUGUCUCCAGCAGUGGGAAGGCUUCACCUGCGACUGCACCAUGACAACUUACGGCGGCCCUCGCUGCAGUGACCCUGGGACCACAUAUAUAUUUGGGAAAGGAGGAGCUCUGAUCACAUACACAUGGGCACCAAAUGAGCGACCAAGCACCAGGGCGGACCGGCUGGCUGUGGGCUUUAGCACUCAGUUGAAAGAUGCCAUCCUUGUGCAGGUGGAGAGCACACAGGGCCUGGGAGACUUCCUCCAGCUACACAUAGAGCAAGGAAAAAUAUGUGUCAUCUUCAAUGUGGGCACUGAUGACAUCACCAUAGAUGAGCCAGCAGUCGUCGUGAGCGAUGGCAAGUACCACGUAGUGCGCUUCACGCGUAGCGGGGGUAAUGCCACCCUCCAGGUGGACAACCAACCCGUCAUAGAGCGCUAUCCAACAGGCAACUUUGAUAAUGAACGGCUGGCUAUAGCCAGGCAAAGAAUCCCAUACAGACUCGGUCGGGUAGUUGACGAGUGGCUACUCGACAAAGGGCGGCAGUUGACUAUCUUCAACAGCCAGGCAGCCAUUAAGAUCGGAGGCCAAGAUAAAGGCCGGCCAUUCCAGGGUCAAAUCUCAGGCCUGUACUACAACGGACUGCAAGUGCUGAAGCUGGCAGCUGAGGGCGAUCCCAGCGUUAAAGUGGAGGGCAACCUGCGCUUGGUGGGAGAUGCACCAUCAGUAAUGUCCACAGAGACCACCUCGGCCACGCCUCCAGCCGCCAUGGACAUGUCCACCACCAUCAUGGAGACCACCACCACCAUGGCCACCACCACCACUCGAAGACAGCGUUCACCCAGCCUCAAGGACAGCAUAACACAGAACUCUGAUGACCUGUUGGUGGCGUCAGCAGAGUGCCCCAGUGAUGACGAGGACCUGGAGGAGUGUGAGCCUGGCACUGGAGGUGAAUUAGUGUUGCCCAUAAUUACCAUGGACACCCAAGAUCCCCAGUCUGUGGCCCCACAUUACCCUGCGAUUCCCCCUCCCCCUACAUCCCUGAGCCCCCUCCAGACCACCAAAGACUCCCUUAUUUUGUCUGAGCCACGGCCGCCAUGCCCUCCAGACCAGGAGGAUUGUGGCGAGCCCUUAGAGGUGUCAGCCUUCGGCUCGGGGGAAAUGACUGAGUCCGAUGAUGAGGACUUCUAUAAAAACUCCCCAAUGGUCACUGAUAGGACAGUGCUGCCUCCUCCCCCUGGCGUGGGCAAAAGUGGAGGCCAAAAGCCUGGUGCCCAUCGCCCUCAUGUUCCCCCUGCCCCCCCUGCCCCGACAACCCACCCUGACCAGAUCCACAUCCCCGCGGGUAAAAUGAACACCCGUGACCAAGUGCUCCUCCCCCCAGCCCCGUCCUCCCGCCUAACUCCAGGACUAACUUACCCACCCGAUUUCCCUCGUGUGCCCACAGCUCGGCCCUCGGCUUCAGUAGAGAGGGGCCUCCCCGGUGCAGUGGAGGUGAUCCGUGAGUCCAGCAGCACCACAGGAAUGGUGGUUGGUAUCGUUGCAGCUGCCGCCCUCUGCAUCCUGAUCCUCCUCUACGCCAUGUACAAGUACCGCAACCGCGACGAGGGCUCCUACCAGGUGGAGCAGAGGCGCGGCUCAGGCAGUGACAGCAACGGCACCGUAGUCAAGGAGAAGACGCCGAGCACGACCGCCUCCAUGUCCAAGACCGUCGCAAAGGGAAAGAAAAACAAAGACAAAGAGUAUUAUGUCUGAGAAAGGAGUGAGAGAGAAAGAUAGAGAGAAAGAUGAUGGGUUGAUGGUUUUAGAGUGUAAAUCACCUCCUCUUCAUUCUCAUCCUCAAACAUUUAAGCCUUUUUCAAAAAGUUAUGACGCAGUAAGGUAAAUAUGGAGAGAGAGAGAGAGAGAGAGAGAGAGAGAGGGGGGUAAGGGAAAGUACUAAUGAUAGAGAAAGUGAAUGGCCAUGUCCUUGGUGUCGUACAUAGCCAUUUUAACCUUCUCUCAUCCCCUUUUGUGCCUCAAGGAGAUCAUCCAUUACAUUCUAGAUGAUGAAAUGCCAUUCAUUCUCUUUGCAAAGAAAAUUGCCAUUUCCAGAGCGCAGGAAUCUUUAAGAGGUUAAUGAAUCACCAUGGAAAGGGAGAGAACUCCCACCACACUAACUCAUCAGCAGUCCUCUCCAGUGUCUGCUGCUUUCUGAAUCCUUUGGCUAAUUUUAAUGUGAAAUCGAUUAUAUCCUGCAAUUUGAACUAUAUAAAAAAUAUAAUUACCUUUGAUGUCAUUAUUCACACUGAGCAGUAAAUACUCUGUGAAGUAUCAGGCAAGCAAAUGUUCCUGUUAAUUCACUUUUUUCAGAUAUUUAACUAUGUGCUUGGUAAGAAAAACAGGCCGAGAGCUUUUACAGUCAAUAUUUCUUUGACCACGUUUCCCACAUUAUGGGGUAUUAGAAAAAGUUUUGGAUAUGUGCUGUGUAAUGUUUGGCCAACUUUAAGUGAAAGGAGAGUGUUAAUUAGCUGCAUGUGUUCUUUAAGAAAUCUAUAUAAGAGCCUAACUUGUUGCAUUUUAAAUGUAAUCGUAUAGCCAAGAGGUUUACAUGGAAUUGUGACAUGUUUGACUGCUUACCAUAUUUUUACCUUACCAUAUUUUCUGAAACCAUCUCAGCCCCAAACAGUUUUCUCUGCAUAAAAUAUUUCGUCAUACCUUUACAUCACUUGUGCUAGCAUUAAUGCACCAGGCAAUUUAGUCUUGUAUUUACCAGGGAUGCAUGGAUACCUUUUUUUUUCAGACCCAGUACUAUGAGUACAUGUUUUUUUCAUACUUGUCGAUACUAAUACUGAUACCAAAAUGAGUGACCUAAGAUAUAAGAUGUUAUGGCAUUUAAACAAUAUCUUUAAUAGAGAGAGUGUGAGGGCUGCUGACCUGAGUGUGCACAGGAGCAUCAGCAAACUGGACCUUGACUCACAAGCAAAGUACAGAAUGAGUAGUUAUGUCUGACAAGCUAACACGUCUCAGGGCUCAGUGCUCGUAGAACUGAAGUGCUCCUCUUAUGUUGGUUUCUCUUCACGCUCUCUUCACUGCUCCAUGCUCGCGAAUUCAUGUCACCCUGUACUCGGUUUUUAUGAUAAUGCACUGCUUGCUCAGGUCAGCCACCCACUGUGAUCUUUAUUAAAGAUACUGUUUAAACAUCAUAAGAUAUUUUGUCAGGUUACUUGUAUUGUUAGAAGAUGCUCUAGUAGCUCUUGAUAUUUUCACAGAGCACAGUUACAGUCUGCUGUGUUUUGAUUUCCAUCAUUACUAAGUACACCAGGCCUACAUCACCUAGUAUCGUGUGAAAUUUGAUGCUGGCAUCAGAGCAUUUUUAAUGAAUACGAAUACAAAUAAAUGAGAACAGUGUCAGGCCGAUACCUUAGACCAGUAUCAGUAUCGCUGCAUCCCUAAUAUUUACACCAACUAAAUGACUAUGGGUAAAUUGGAGUUGUUGUUUUUUUUUGUCUCAUUAUUGUUCACUGUUUCUUGAGCUGAAGUCUUUACUACAGUCCUGAUCUAAACCUCUCUGUCAGGCCUGAAAUUUUCUGUCCUUAGGAUACAGUUACAAUCCAUCAAUGUUUAAUGUUUAAACCCUGUAAUUUACUUUUGAGUAGUUUUUACUGCUGCUGUGAUGGUGAUAAUAUUCUCUAUCCCCCCAAUAUCAAUAUAUUAGCACCUACUGUAGCAUAUCCCCACUGCAGACAUACUGUAUAUGGAUAUUACAGUUGGACUAAAAUUACACAAAUUAUAACAUAUAUGUCUUUGCAUUAACAAUCACAGCACCUGCUACAAGGCAAAAAGUGUCGUAUCGUCCAGAAAAUAUGGUAGUGCUACUGUAAGGGUCAAACGUAUUGUAAAAGUGUAAAAGAGCUGUGCGCUGUCUCUCUCGCCCUCUCUCUCUACCUCUCUCUCUCACUCUCUUUCUCUCACUCUCCAUGGUGCUAAGAUGUUCAUUAUCUAUUAGGCUACUUAUUGGUGUUCCAUGCAUGACGUAUUCACAUUUAACCUUUGGGUCAGAGAGUUGUUUGAUAUGAAAUCAUUAAGUUGAUCGUCAUCCUACUGGACAACUCUUGCCCCAUUCCUGGAGGGAUUCAUAGCACCACCUCAUCAUGGGCGAAAAAAGAUCUCGGCUAAAGAAACCUAAGAAAGCUGGAGCAAUUAGCAUCAAUUAAAAAACUUUGUAUUUAUGUAAAUACAAGAUUCUGUGGACAUUGCUGACAAUACAUCAGGAUACAGGUUUGUUCGUAUGCGUGUGCGCGUGAGUGUUUCGUCCCUGUUCGUCUUCUAGCAUGAGAAAGACCUAACUAGACUUUGAGACAUCUUUCUCUGCCCCUUUAUUGUCCAAGAAACAAAACUAGAAUCCGACGCCUACUGAAUGAGACUGCAGGAAGUGCAUACUGCUUGGAGGGAAGUCUUGUGGGGACCUUUUCCUGGCAUCCUCGCUAUGAGGGAAAAAAAAAGAAACUCUGUGUCAAAAUGCAGGCUCUCCUAUUGCCCUGUUUUGAAGGAAGAGAGAAAAAAAGUAACCUGACAACCGAGAACUGCUCUCGUGUUUGAAGAGCAUUUCUGUAUAGAGCUACGGGAACUCAAGUCUACAAAGUCUAAUUUUUUUAUAUAUAUAAAGAGGGCACAUCCCAGAAAA
Ictalurus punctatus (channel catfish) is the source of this 8667-nucleotide messenger RNA. RefSeq names its product neurexin 2a (gene nrxn2a). NCBI's taxonomy places the organism in Eukaryota, Metazoa, Chordata, Actinopteri, Siluriformes, Ictaluridae. The transcript has 23 exons. The record is from RefSeq and is a predicted model, not a curated record. Bases 777 to 5756 code for a protein of 1659 amino acids.